Molecule: messenger RNA, 1857 nt
Organism: Drosophila novamexicana
Lineage: Eukaryota; Metazoa; Arthropoda; Insecta; Diptera; Drosophilidae
Product: beta-catenin-like protein 1
Exons: 4
Coding region: 46-1812 (588 amino acids)
Cellular component (GO): spliceosomal complex
Source: RefSeq, a predicted model, not a curated record
AAUUGUACAACUGGCGUUGAUGUUUAUUGAAUUUGCUGGUUGAAUAUGGAUAUUGGCGAACUGUUGGCAUUUAAACCCGAGCAGACGCCGAAGCGACCACAUGAAGACGACGAUGAUUUCGCGCUGCCAGAGCCGGCGACCAGCGAUAUUGGAAAACGGGGCGGCGGCGGCGGCGAUGAAAAGGCUAAGCGAAUGCGUCGCAUUGCGGAGGCAAAGGAAACAGCCAACUACAAGAAGCCACAUGACGGCACAUCUGGAUCAGGUUCAGCCGCGAGCAGCUCAUUUGAAUUUGAUCCAGAGUUAACGGAGGAGGAACGUCUCAACAUACUGAAAUAUGUGGAAAGCGAAGAGGCCGAGGGCGAUGCGCUAGACGAGCAAGGCCUUAAAAAGCUCAUACUCGUGUUCGAGAAGCGAAACCUGAAAAAUCAAGAAAUGCGCAUAAAGUUCUCCGAUAAUCCGGAAAAAUUCAUGGACUCGGAACUUGAUCUGCACACGGUAAUACAGGAGCUAAAAGCAGUCGCCACAGUGCCAGAUCUUUAUCCGCUGCUCGUCGAGCUGCAUGGUCUGCAUAGUCUGCUCGAGCUGUUGGCACAUCAAAACACAGACAUUGCUGUUGCGGUCGUCGAUCUGUUACAAGAGGUCACGGAUGUAGAUAUUCUGGGUGAAAGCAGCGAGGGAGCAGAGGCGUUAAUCGAGGCCUUGCGUAAGGAGCAAAUCUGUGCCUUACUGGUCCAGAAUCUAGACCGCCUUAACGAGCAGGUCAAGGAAGAAGCCGAUGGCGUGCACAAUACGCUCGCUAUUGUUGAGAACUUGACCGAAAUAGAUAGCGAGUUUGUGCGCGAGGCAGCCACACAGGGUCUACUGGCUUGGUUACUUAAGCGGCUCAAGGGCAAAUCACCCUUUGACCCAAACAAAUUAUACUGCAGCGAGAUAUUGUCCAUACUGAUACAGACAGAAAACGAUAAUCGUCUGCUGCUAGGCACACUGGACGGUGUGGACGUAUUACUGCAGCAGCUAGCCGUAUACAAGCGUCACGAUCCGGCCAGCAACGAGGAGCAGGAGUAUAUGUCGAAUCUGUUCAAUUGUAUGUGCUCGGCGCUAAUGGCACGCGAGAACCGCGAUAGAUUCCUCAACGGUGAGGGUCUGCAGCUCAUGAAUCUGAUGCUACGCGAAAAGAAAAUGUCGCGUAAUGGUUCCCUAAAGGUGCUCGAUCAUGCCAUGGCCGGCCAGGAUGGACGAGAGAAUUGCAACAAGUUUGUUGAGAUUCUUGGUCUACGCACCAUUUUUCCGUUAUUCAUGAAAACGCCCAAGCGAAAUAAGCAACGCCUUCUCUCCGUGGACGAGCACGAGGAGCAUGUGUGCUCUGUGAUUGCCUCUAUGCUGCGCAACUGCAAGGGCACACAGCGUCAGCGUAUGCUGGCCAAAUUUACUGAGAACGAUCACGAGAAGGUUGAUCGCCUGCUGGAGCUACAUCUCAAGUAUUUGGCUAAGGUGGAGGCCAUCGACAGAGAAAUCGACCAGCAACCCAAGGAUGCCAGCAUUGACGAAGAUGAAGAGGCCGAAAACAAUUACAUAAAGCGUUUAACAGGUGGUCUGUUUACGCUGCAGCGCAUCGACUACAUCCUGCUGGAGGUCAGUGCCACCACGGAAACGGUCAAGCAACGCGUCCUACAAAUUCUUAACUUGCGGGGCGCCUCUAUGAAGACAAUUAGGAAUAUAAUGCGAGAAUACGCUGGCAAUUUGGGGGACGGCGACACCGACUGGCGAGAACAGGAGCAGACACAUAUACUUUCUCUAGUAGAUCGUUUCUGAAGCAGCUCUCUCCCCCUACAAUGACCAGCUAUUAUAAAGAAAUAA